AAAUGAACACAUAAAAGGAAUUCAGGCCUGGGGCAGAUCAGCCGUGAUCAUAUUGAAGGUUGGUGCAGACUUCAGGGCUUAGUGAUCGACCGCUGCUCCUAUUUUCUUGAGUUCUUAGUUUUGAGAUACAGCGUGGAAACAGGCCCUUCCGCCCACUGAUCUAGUCAGUAUUGAAUGUGCAGCAGACAUAGAAUUCCUAAAUUAAAUUCAGGAGAACAUUUUUUCAGCCAACAUGAGAGGAGCAGGAAGACGGCCAAUUCUGGAAUUAGCUUUAGGGAAUGAAGCUGGGUAGGUGGAGCGAACAUCAGUGGGAGAGCAAUUUUGUGGUAGUGAUCAUAAUUCAGUUAACAUAGUUAUGAAAAAUAUAAAAUAAGAGUGAAGGAUCUAAAUUAGGUUAAAGCCAAUUUUAUUAAACAAGAGAAGCGAGUUUGCAAAUGUGGGCUGGAAACAAUUACUUCAAAGUAAAUCAGUCUCAGAGCAACGGAGGCAUUUAAGGAGAUUCAACGACCUCAGGGUAAAUAUAUUCCCAUAAAGAAGGACAGGACUACUUUGUAGAAUACCCCCUGGAUGGCAAGAUGUACAGAGGAUAGGAUGAGAGCAAAAGCAUGGAAUAACAAAGAAAAUGAAAGGAGUAAAACGAAAAGAGAAGAGUGGUUGCUUAAUCUUCCCAGAGGUCCCAGAGUGCCCGCGGACAGUAAUUCACACGCACAAGCUUCAUGCACAUCAAACCAUACUUUUAGGAAUGGACCCUGCUCACUGACAUCUCUGAAGCCACAGGAUGCUCACCUGGAUAGCAAAGGUUGCUCCCCACCCCCCUCAGCUGCAGACUCGGCCUGACGUUAAGGAUGGCUCUCCACCUGAUGAGAAACAGAAAAUGGUGGAACCGGAAAAAUCUAAAAAUGAAGCAGGCGACUGUUCUGAUGCAGGACGAAAAGAGGGUGAAACUGGCCACACUGCAGCGUCCACUGCAUUCCCCAGUUCUGGGGGCGGAGUCCUGUUCUGGAUUGCACAAUAUGCGAGCAGAUUUAUCCCACCACAUAUUGAUAACUCAAGACUUCCUAAAGGUGCAUCUGAUUCUGAGAAGAAUGCAGAGAAUAAGGAAAAAGAACCAAUCGAAGAGUCUAAGGCACCUCCACCAGCUGCAGCUUCAGCACCAGCUCCGGUUCCGGCUCCAGUUCCAGAGAAAGCACCAGCUCCAGUUCCAGUGAGUGCUCCUGCUCCAGCUCCAGCUCCAGAGACGCAAUCAUCAAGUCAACCAUGUGUUGGUGAAGCUCCAUCUAACCAGCAUCAACAGGACAGGGACUCAGGAGGUGGAGUGCUCAGCUGGUUUGUGCAAGGAUUCAAUGGGGUAUUGCCACAACCUGAAGAUAAACCUAAAUCAGCUGACCCUGCGGAGGUGACCACGGCAUCAAAAGUGACAAAAAAGGAUCCUGCAAAUCCACAGAAACAAGAACUGCCAAUUGAAACAAAAUCUCAGUCAGAAAUUAAACCUCCGAAAGAACCUGAAGUGAAGGCAGAAGUUGUGGUACCUGAAACCUCUAAAGAGUGCAGCCAGCAGGCAGAACCUCGAGCAAACUUUCCUCCUACAGUCUCAACUGAUGAAGUGCUUCACUCAUCUUCCAGUGGCAACAGUGUGCUUGAAUGGCUGAAACAGAGUCUGGAGAAAGUUGUCCCACAGCCUGCAUCUGAAUCAGCCAGAGUGGAAACUGAAUUAACUGCCCCAGAAAACAAGGUUCCAGUGGAAGAGAAGGAACCAGGUGCGAAGGUUACAGAGGUUAAAGAGAAACUGCCAGCCGCUGUCACCAUCAUAGAAGUUGCCCCUGCAGAACGCACCCUGGAUCCUACAAUGAACAAAGAGAAACAACCAAAGUCCAAAGCAAUUACUAUGACCAGUGACAACAAUAAAAGUGUCUUCAGUUGGCUAGUGCAGGGCCUUGGGAAAGUUGUGCCACAGCCGGUCACCAAACCCCAGUUACCAAACGAGGAUGCCGGGACUACUAUUGCAUGUGCUGCAGUGGAAACUCCAAAGGAGAUGGUGUUGGAAGAUGUUGAUUCUGAUUGGGAUGAAGAGACACAGUACCAUGAUGCUGAAACUCAAACCAGUGAGUGUGAGGCCCAGGUGCAACUCACAAAACCAGCCAUAAGAAUUGAAGUGACACCGCUGAGUUCAAGCCAGCUGUGGAAUAUCACGGAGGAACCAGAAGGGGAUGCAGAACCUGUGCAAGUGUGUGAAGAAACAGGGAGGAGUGAGGAUCCACCCAAUGAAAACCCAGUUUUGCUGUGUGAGGAAAUCGAAAGCGAUGAAGAACUGCAAUUGACAGGACCGGUGCAGAUGUGUGAAGAAACCGACAGCUGUGAGGAUACACCAGCAGCAGAACCGGAAAAUGUGUGUGAAGCAGCCGAAGGGAAUGAGGAUCCCGCAGCCGUGGAGCCAAUCCUGUUGGAUGAAGGAACCGAGGAAGAUGAGGAUCACUCGAUUGUGGAGCAAACACCGGUGACUGAUGAAGCUCUGAGCAAUGAAGACCUGCCACCAAUUCCUAACUUGGAUACCAUCUGCCCUGAGGGGAUCGACCAGACUGUACAGGCAGGAUGUAAUGAAGAAACUACAGAAGAUCAAUUAAUACAAGCUGUUGAAACUAGUCCCGAACAAGAGGAAGUUCUGAAGACUGAGUUGGAACAAGAACAUCCUCCUACUGCCUCUGGGCCUUCAGUCAAAAUCGAAGAUGUGGAUUCUGAAGUGGAUUCUUUAAUAUCAGGACAUAACAAGUUGCCACGAAUCCAAUCAUCCUCUUCAACAUGCCACAAUCGAACACUUACAGUGCCUGGCGCCCACAAGACACCACAAAGAGGGAAGCCUUCUUCCCACGAAGAUGAGCAGUCUCAGGAGAUACCCGGACAAGCUUGGCAGAGCCAAACCAAUCUUCAGGUUGAAGAUAGUUUUAGAUCGCCGCAGGGUUCAACUUCAAGUAUUACCAGUGCUAUUGUUAAUGAGCGCCUCCAGGUAUUAGUUAAACUCUUUAAAGAAAGAACAGAACGGGUCAAAGAAAAGCUAAUUGACCCUGAGGCAUCUGAGGAUGAGGAAAGUCCAACAGCAACACCUGCAAAGAGGCCCAUGGAAGCCUCUCUCCCAGCUGCAGAUGAAAAGAAAGAGGAGAUGGAAGAGGAGCACUACUGUGAAAUGAUAUGCUGCCGAUUUAAAACAGCACCUUGGAUCAGACGGAUCAAAUCAUUGGGGCUUCCAUCUAGUGUUGAUCCUUUCAGCAAUCCAUUAUACGUUCUGUGGUUAUCCAUCGUAGUAUUAGCCUGGAAUUGGAAUGUUUGGCUAAUCCCUGUGCGUUGCACCUUUCCCUAUCAAACACCUGAUAACAUCUAUAUAUGGCUUUUGAUCGAUUAUUUUUGUGAUUUCAUUUACGUGAUGGACAUGCUUGUUUUCCAGUCCCGCCUCCAGUAUGUAAAAGGAGGAGACAUUAUAACAGCAAGGAAACUUAUGAGAGAAAAUUACAUAAAAACCCCAAAAUUUAAGAUGGAUUUGGUGUCUCUUUUGCCUUUGGAUAUAUUGUAUUUUAAACUAGGCUUCAAAGUGUUGUUGAGAGUUCCACGCCUCUUGAAGUACACAACCUUUCUUGAAUUUAAUGACCGACUGGAAGCAAUAAUGAGCAAAGCUUAUAUUUACAGAGUGAUAAGGACCACAAUAUAUUUACUGUACAGCCUCCACAUAAACAGUUGUUUAUACUAUUGGGCAUCUGACUACGAGGGCAUUGGAGCCACAAAGUGGGUUUAUGAUGGUGAGGGGAACAGUUAUAUGAGGUGCUAUUACUGGGCUGUGAAGACUCUGAUUACAAUUGGAGGGCUACCUGAGCCAGAGACUGUGUUCGAAAUUUUUUUUCAACUUGUCAACUAUUUCAUGGGAGUCCUCAUCUUCUCCAUCAUGAUUGGUCAGAUGAGAGAAGUGGUGGGGGCAGCUACUGCUCGACAGACAUAUUAUCGAAACUGUAUGGAUAACACAGUGAGGUAUAUGAAUCUGAACACAAUUCCUAGAGGAGUCCAGAGCCGAGUGCGGAAGUGGUACGAAUUUACCUGGGAGUCACAAGGAAUGCUUGAUGAAUCAGAGCUGUUGGAACAACUCCCUGAUAAAAUGAGGCUGGACAUUGCCAUUGACGUCAACUUCAGCAUCAUCAGUAAAGUUGCACUCUUUCAGGGCUGUGACAGACAGAUGGUUUUCGACAUGCUGAAGCGACUCAAAUCAGUUGUAUAUUUGCCAGGAGACCACGUAUGUAAAAAGGGAGAGAUUGGAAGAGAAAUGUACAUAAUUAAAGCUGGCGAGGUCCAGGUUGUUGGUGGCCCCGAUGAUAAGACCGUGUUUGUGACUCUGCGAGCAGGCUCCGUUUUUGGUGAGAUCAGUUUGCUGUCAGUGGGAGGUGGAAAUCGGCGGACUGCCAACGUCGUUGCUCAUGGAUUUGCAAACCUUUUCAUCCUCAACAAGAGAGACUUGAGUGACAUUCUGAUCCACUACCCGGAUUCUCAGAAACUUCUCCGAAAGAAAGCUAAGAAACUUCUUUCUAAAGAUGGUGGAAAAUCAGUAAAGCCAGAAGGAAAAGGAUUCCAGCAUAUCAUUCCACCCAGACCAGAGACUCCUAAAUUAUUCCAUGCAGUCCUCUCAGUAGUGGGUAAAUAUGGAAUCAAAGGAACAUUCUCUCUUAUUAAAAAGAAACUUGGAGAAUCUGCCAGCAUGCAGCCAAGACUGCAGCCUCCUCCCUCCCCUUACCAUCGGCGGUCACCUUUUACAGCAAAAAAGCUGGAUGAAACUGAUGAUGAAGAUGAUGAUGAUGUUAUUUCAGAAAUGAUAGAUUCCUCUGUCUUGAUCAGGAUGUCUCCUGCUCACGAUGGGAGAAGGGAACAAAUUCUGUCCGUGGAAGUUCCCGAUGAGGAAAAAGAGAAGUCGGAAAAGUGAUACUGCUUUGGAUUUGCAUUUUGUUUUGUUAAAAGUAGCAAUUUAAAAAGUGAGCGCAGUAAAUUGUUAAGAAUUAGGCUCGCUGUGAUGUUGCAUUGUAAUGAAAAUUUUGCACUUAUUCAGCAUAUUUCACAUCUCAGGAUGACUCAAAGUGCUCUAUAGCUGAUUAUGUAACUUUGAAGUCCAGUCACUGUUACAAUUUAGAAACACGCAGCACAAUCUGUUUCAGGUGUUGGUUAGGGCUAAAUCUGUUAGGGAAAUCCAGCACAACUGUCUUCUGCAGUUGCUAAAAUUAUAAUAUAUUAUUUUAGGAAGGAAACUAUCGUUGUGCUUGUGCAUAGGAGAAUACUUACAAAACCACAGUGUCACAGACAAUCAACACAAUUAAACAUACACUGCACAAUUUACCUUUAAGGCUCAUAUAGAACCACUCCUAAAUAUAAUUCACAUAUGGAUAUACUCUUAUAUAGAACAUAUAUACAUGGUCAUGUCACCUCGUAUACAUGUACUCACAUUUAAACUUCAUACAUAUUGCACAUCAGAUAUGCAAGACAGAAAUACACGCUGUUAAAAGAGAUUCAGGAGUAAAUCUUUUCCAUGGUGGUAGCAGUUAAAAAGUACAGAAUGUAAUUACCUACAAAGGUCUUUACAAAUAUGGCUUGCAUAUAUUAAGUAGCCACAUAUAAAUCAACUUACCACACUGGACAUUAACAAAUGUCCAGAGAAUCAGCUGCACCACCACACACAAUCUCUACACCGACAUUAUUGUUGAUAAUGCAGAUAUAAUGCUAAAUGUGUACCAUAAUCAUACAAUAAUUAUCACUCAAUAUAACUCAAUUGUUUGUCAUUAAUUAAAUUUUUUAAAUGGUGUUUCAAAUCUACUGUAGAUGUUCUUCGCUUUUCCAGAGGUUCCAUCUUUGCUUUUCCUUUUAGGAGCAAAACAAUAGCACUCACUGUAAACUGGAACUUUAUGAUGUAUCUCCUAGUACAUUCCCAAUAACCAAGUAGCUCAGCGAGGAAGGAAGGAAUAUCUUGCCCUCUUUCCUUAAUGAAUAUUAAUCCUCCAAGAUCAUAUUAUCAUAUGGUGGCCGAUUGGGAAAGGGGGAGAUGCAGCGAGACCUGGGUGUCAUGGUACACCAGUCAUUGAAGGUAGGCAUGCAGGUGCAGCAGGCAGUAAAUAAAGCGAAUGGUAUGUUAGCUUUCAUUGCAAAAGGAUUUGAGUAUAGGAGCAGAGAGGUUCUACUGCAGUUGUACAGGGUCUUGGUGAGACCACACCUGGAGUAUUGCGUACAGUUUUGGUCUCCUAAUCUGAGGAAGGACAUUAUUGCCAUAGAGGGAGUGCAGAGACGGUUCACCAGACUGAUUCCUGGGAUGUCAGGACUGUCUUAUGAAGAAAGACU
Molecule: messenger RNA, 6351 nt
Organism: Leucoraja erinaceus (little skate)
Lineage: Eukaryota; Metazoa; Chordata; Chondrichthyes; Rajiformes; Rajidae
Gene: cngb1a
Product: cyclic nucleotide gated channel subunit beta 1a
Exons: 44
Coding region: 779-4951 (1390 amino acids)
Biological process (GO): monoatomic cation transmembrane transport; retina homeostasis
Cellular component (GO): intracellular cyclic nucleotide activated cation channel complex; photoreceptor outer segment; plasma membrane
Molecular function (GO): intracellularly cGMP-activated cation channel activity; protein-containing complex binding; cGMP binding
Source: RefSeq, a predicted model, not a curated record